GCCUAUGAAUCAGACGCCGGGUACCCGUGGUGUCUUGUGCUUUUUUGCUCCGCGAUUCUGAUGCGUUCCGGUCGAGAAGUACGUACUUUGUUUGUAUCCGUACCUGAAUCUCAACCUGGAUGCGACACUGGAAGUUGCAGUCAAUUUUGUCUUUCUGUCCCUCUCUCUCUCUCUCUCUCUCCACACCACAUCCACUUACUUUGUCUUUAUCGACGCCAGCAGCGUUACUCAUCUACGUUGGGCUUUGGUGGCAAUUGUUUCCUAUCCAUGAGGCAGGCAUGGACUUAAUUAGGCAUUAUGUGAUAGUCCCAGAUUGUGUGCAGAGACGACCCCCUUACGCCUUCCCGGGUCCUGGCCCGGGUCUCGCUCCCUCUUUCCCGAGUGUCCGGACAGACCUACCGAACUGAAUCUAGCACCUGCCGUCAUCCCCUCCCUUUCUUUCCCGUCUCCCU
Colletotrichum acutatum is the source of this 452-nucleotide messenger RNA. RefSeq lists its product as uncharacterized. Lineage: Eukaryota; Fungi; Ascomycota; Sordariomycetes; Glomerellales; Glomerellaceae. Bases 120 to 407 code for a protein of 95 amino acids. The transcript has a single exon. The record is from RefSeq and is a predicted model, not a curated record.